AUGGAGUGCGGCUGCUUGCGGACAGUAUUGAACCAUGCAGCGUAUUGCUUUCCGCAAGCCAUCCUCAUGUUUGCCAUCACCAUGCCUAUCGCCCUGCUGGGGCCCCUGGAGGAUGAUCCGGCGCUGGGUCUGGACAACUCCAGCAUCAACUCCAUCCUUGCCCUUGGCACGCUAGCACGGGCCUUCGGCAAGUUCGUGAAUGGAGUCCUGGUGGACAAAAUUGGCGUGCGGCCGUUCCUUUGUGUCGCCUUGCUUCUGGCAUCGGCUGCCUGCGUGGUUUUCGCUUCCUCCAGUGGGGCGGGUAGCCUUGGGGUGGCGGUGGCCACGUUGAACUACUGCUGCUCAGGGGCUUGGCUAACGGGGUGCAAGGUCAUCGAGCGCCGAUUCCGUCGAGAAGACUCGGGUCUCUGCUUCUCCGUGCUGGCCACCUGCUCGCGCCUGGGCUCGGUGCUGACACGGCUCUGCCUCGGCCUCGUGCUGCUGCUGCUGCCCUGGCGUCAAAUCGCCUACGGUGCAGCUGCUGUCAUGCUGGCUUCCUGGUUCCUAGUGGUCCAGGUGCUGCUGAAAGGUGACACAGUCCGCGAAAAGGACGCGGACGGCAAACCAAAGUUGCAGGUGGAACCGACUACGCCACGUAUGGCGAAAUCGGGGACGCCCAAAUUUCUCAAGACCGGGCAAAGAACCGGCAAAGCCGAGGCUGCCGAGGUGCCGACGCUGUGUCAGGUGCUUUCGAACCGAGGCCUCCAACUGCACUGCAUCAUCAUCACCGGCGCCACAUGCCUCAUGUCUUUGGAGAACAUGUGCCCGCUGCUUUUAAAAGACUUGGCGAACCUCACGAACGCAGAGGUGAGCAUCCAUGCGGCGAUUUUCCCUGCGGGCGUUCUCCUUGGAGUACUGACGCUGCCGCAUCUGCAUGCACGAAUUACCAGCCACACAGGAAAGCUGCUUUUCGAGCUCGGCCUGCAGUCAGUGGCGCUGGCGGCGGGAGGAUUUCUUACCUUGCUGGUGAGUUUGCCAGCGAAGACCGUGCGGGUGGAGUUCCUCCUCAGCUGUCUGGUCUGCAUUGCUCUGGGCUUGUCUUUCAACUACUACAUCAAGCCUGGCAUGCACACCUUGGAGUUCGGGGAGAGCUGUGCCACAGCUUCCUCCAUGAUGGACACCGUGGGAUAUUUUGCCACCGUGGCCUUCCAGUUCUCGACAUCUGCUCUGUUUCGGAAUGGAGGAUGGUUUCAAGAGCUGGGUGG
Molecule: messenger RNA, 1244 nt
Organism: Symbiodinium sp. CCMP2456
Lineage: Eukaryota; Dinophyceae; Suessiales; Symbiodiniaceae
Source: the annotation of a GenBank genome assembly